AUGUAUCUCCGCAGGGCUGUGUCCAAGACUCUGGCGCUGCCCCGGAGGGCGCCCCCAGGUCCCGCGCCGCUGGGGAAGGACGCAUCUCUUCGCCGAAUGUCAUCCAGGAAAUUCCCUGGAACAUCUGGCUCCAAUAUGAUCUAUUACCUGGUUGUAGGUGUGACAGUCAGUGCUGGUGGAUAUUACACUUACAAGGCUUUAACAUCAAAGCAAGGGAGACAUACAGAACAUGUAGCUGAAACGAAAGAACAAACAAAGGCGGAGUUGCAACCACUUCCAGGUGAAAAGGAAGAGCAUGUGGUAGAAGCCGAGCAAGUGUGUUCAGAGCCUGGAGAAGCUGCUGUAACGGAAGCUGAAUCCGUAGAUGCUGAGGAAGUCCCAGAGGCUGCUGCUGUGCUUCCAGGAGAGUCUCAGGCCUCCGUCUCCGAGGUCCCUGCAGAAGCUGCCCUGGUGGAGGCAUCCCUAUCGAGCUCAGAGCCUGAGCUGAAGAUAACCGAGGCUUCCCUGGUGGAGACCACCGAGGGUGUCCCUGAGUCUACUCCGGAGGUGGAGAGUGCAGCCCCAGACCAGGCUGAUACUAGCCAGGAGGGGGCUGAUACCAGCCAGGAGGGCGCUGAUACCACCAAGGAGGAGGCUGAUACCAGCCAGGAGGGCGCUGAUACCACCAAGGAGGAGGCUGAUACCAGCAAGGAGGCUGAAGGUACCACUACUGAGGACCCGCGCUCGAUCUCCGAGGAGAGUGCCGAACUAGAAGAAAGCCCUCCCUUAGGCUCAGAACCCCCUGCCCAGCCUGAGUCACAAGAGGAAACCCAGGUCACAGAGGAAACAGCAUCACCCCAAGGCUGAUCUGCAAAAUUCUAUAGUUGCUUUUGUAUUUUUUGUGACCUUAGCCCUUCUUCCUAGAAUAUUUUAAUUAUACCUUAAAGAAUUUAACUUUACUAAUAGAUAUUUGAUUGGGAGUUGGUAUUUUACAAGUCUUAAUAGUUUUCCCACCCUCUAAAAUCAGGCUGUGUUAAGACCUUAAAUAGUGGGCUGGAGAGAUGGC
Mus caroli (Ryukyu mouse) is the source of this 1045-nucleotide messenger RNA. RefSeq names its product mitochondria localized glutamic acid rich protein (gene Mgarp). Gene Ontology annotation, cellular component: mitochondrion; mitochondrial outer membrane. The record is from RefSeq and is a predicted model, not a curated record. Lineage: Eukaryota; Metazoa; Chordata; Mammalia; Rodentia; Muridae. Gene Ontology annotation, biological process: anterograde axonal transport.